CUCUUGAAUAUCCUUAUCUGACAGCAAAGUAUGUCUGACAACAGCAAGAUAUCAGUUGCAGAUCCCGAAUUAGCAGAUCAGUCUAUGAGAAAUAGAGUGCGAGGAUUUGCAGCAGGUGUCGCCUCAGGCAUAACCAAGUUAGCUGUAGGGCACCCUUUCGAUACUGUAAAAAUUCGCCUACAAACAACAAGCAAAUCACACUUCAAAGGACCCUUAGAUUGCUUAUUGAAAACUUUGAAAAAUGAAGGGCCUACAGCGUUAUAUAAAGGUGCAACACCACCUUUAAUAGGCUGGAUGUUUAUGGAUAGCAUUAUGUUAGGGACUCUACAUAAUACUCGAUUGUUUUUACAGAACAACUGGAAUGGAAAAGAUAAACCUCUGAGCCUCUUUCAGCAUGGCUUGGCAGGGCUAGCAGGGGGCCUCACCGUGUCAUUUGUAGCUACUCCUGUCGAACAUAUCAAAGCAAGAUUACAAGUACAGUACAAUAACGGCAAAACAAAAGUAUACAAAGGUCCCAUUGAUUGUGUUCGGAAAGUGGUUAAAAACAAUGGUAUAUUUGGGCUAUGGCAAGGCCUAACACCUACAAUGCUAUUUAGAAGCUGGUUUUUUGUUUUCUGGAGUUCAUACGAGAUCUUUACAAGAGAACUGAAGAAACGUACCAGUUUAGAUGCAGGUAGCAUAUCUUUCAUUGCGGGUGGUGGUAGUGCCACUGCUUUCUGGUUAGGUGCAUUUCCUGCAGACAUGGUGAAGAACCGAUUUAUGACACAACCUGAUGUGACACCCAAGCUAUUUCCUACACCAACAUCAGUCGCUAAAUAUGUAUACCAAACGGAAGGGUUAAGAGGUUUUUACAGAGGGUUUCUACCGUCAUUUCUACGCGCAUUUCCAACAAAUGCUUCUGCUGUUUUUAUGUUUGAACUGGUCAUGCGCUUAUUAAGUGUAAACAACAGCCGAUCAAAUACUGAUGAGCUUUCCGAUGAGAUUUAAUGUCGAUCAGCCGUUCUUACCUCGCUACCUCACCUUUUACCCUAUGAAGAUUGGAUAAUAAAAUAAUUUAAGAAUGAUUUGAAGCAACAAGGUAGGGAUUUGAUCAUUUACUGUAAUAGCAGUAAGUUAGGGUGGAUCAGUAAAUAAUGUGGUAAAGUCUAGAUCGCCUUAUUGCAAUUGUUUUAAGUUUGAUCGAAACUUAAAACAAUGCCUGAUUUAAACUCGUAGCUGCCUUUAUAUUCAUUA
Molecule: messenger RNA, 1233 nt
Organism: Mycotypha africana
Lineage: Eukaryota; Fungi; Mucoromycota; Mucoromycetes; Mucorales; Mycotyphaceae
Product: putative mitochondrial inner membrane transporter ymc3
Exons: 7
Coding region: 31-987 (318 amino acids)
Biological process (GO): transport
Molecular function (GO): transmembrane transporter activity
Source: RefSeq, a predicted model, not a curated record